This is a messenger RNA of Carassius carassius (crucian carp), 4057 nucleotides long. Its product is annotated as zinc finger protein Xfin-like. The record is from RefSeq and is a predicted model, not a curated record. The coding region runs from base 67 to 3690 and encodes 1207 amino acids. Gene Ontology annotation, cellular component: nucleus. The transcript has 12 exons. NCBI's taxonomy places the organism in Eukaryota, Metazoa, Chordata, Actinopteri, Cypriniformes, Cyprinidae.
AAGAAGUGUAUAGCUAGCUCUAGUGGUUUGUCUUUGCUGCUGAAUUGCAGAGAUAAAACAUACACAAUGACCAAACUGCAGCUGCUGCACCGCGCGCUGAACGAGCGUCUGAUGGCGGCGGUGGAGCAGAUCAUGGAGAUGGUCGGCGACACGGUGCUAGAGUAUGAAGAAGAGACGAUCCGUGCCCGGAAAGAAAACGAGGUUCUAAGACGGAGGCUCCGGUGGAUGGAGGGGGCAAAUCGAGCCGACUGGCCAGGCCCAUCAGAACCUGUUAUGCUUUCCACAAUGGACGAGGCCAAUCCAUCACGGCAAGAUGAGUGUGCUGCCAACUUCGGAUUUGUACAGCAAUCAGAAUCUCUUGAAAUCAAAACAGAGUCGACUGAUCUCCCACUGUGCAUUAGACCUGAAAGCAGUGUCACCACAUUUCCUCAAAGCAUCGAUCAGGGAUCUGACAAUGCCGGGACAGGCGCUGGCAUUGCCUAUGGCCUGACAGACAGUAUGACCUGGGACUCUGGCCAAAGUUACAUGGCCCCUCUGGACUUUGAUCCAACUUCAGGUCCCUCCAGGGUCCGGCGCUGGAGAGGACGCAACAGAAGGCAGAGGAUGUCCUUUGCCUGUCCAGACUGUGGUAAAGUCUUUGGGAGGGAACAGAGGCUGAUGGUUCAUAUGCGGAUUCAUUCCACUGAGAGGCCUUAUGCAUACCGCCGGCGCAAGGCGUGCUUCUACGGUGACAAUAGGAAAAAGAGAAAACUGCACAGGCUCUCUCAGCUAUCAAGAGAAAUUGUGGAUGAUCUGUCAGAUGGCUCUGAGCAGACGAACAGGAGCAGUGCAUCGCCUGAACAACUAGAAACUACUGCACCAGGUCAAGAAGAAGAGCCUGAGAGUGACCAUACCAGCAGUGAUAAAGAACCAGAAAAGAGAAUUACCACCUCUGUGCGGAAUCAGCACGAAAAGAAAGUUGUAAACCAGAUGUGUCAGUGCCCUCAUUGCCCUCAUCGGGUGUUCGCUCGGCCCUGUCAAUUAGCCAUGCACAUGAAGACCCACACGGUCACAACUCAUGUCAACCGACCCACCCAAGCACAGUCAGGAACUCGGGAGAUAGUGGAUGUGAACAGGAUUUUACCCAAGAGGCAAAGAAAAAAAAAUGUGGAGAAGAAGGCCAAAGUUGCUGACAAGCAUGAGCACCAUUGUCCAGACUGUGACAGAGUCUUCUCUUAUGCAAGUCGGUUGCGUUUCCACAUGAAGUCCCAUAAUUCCAAAAAGGCUUUAUUACGCAAAACUCUGCCAAUCAAGACUGAGGUGACUAAAGAAGACACAACAGAGGCCGAGCUAAAGAAAACAUAUGCCUGCCCACAUUGUGAUAAAUUGUUUACUCGUGAAGGAUGGCUGGGACCGCACAUUCGCUCUCAGCACAAGGAAGUAAAGAACAGGAGUGAUUACGUUAACAUGUUUGCCAGUAGACGUACAAGAGCACAACAGCCUUUCACCAUGCAAUUUCGUAAGCGCACAACUACGAAGUGGGGAGAAGUCACUAAGGACCCGAGACUGAAAAACCAGAAAACUAAAGAAUCAAGAAGGGUCAAGGCUGAACUACUUCAAACAAAUGAUGAGUCCAUCCUGGAUGUUGAUGUUUCCACAAUCACAAAUGAUGAGGCUGAACAAAGUGCAGAUCCUCCUAUAAUGAGCACAGAUGAGGCUGAACAAAGUGAAGAUCUUCUGAAAACAGGCACAAAUAAGGCUGAACAAAGUGAAGAUCUUCUGAAAACGGGCACAGAUGAGGCAGAACAAAGUGAAGAUCUUCUGAAAACAGGCACAAAUGAGGCUGAACAAAGUGAAGAUCUUCUGAAAACAGGCACAAAUGAGGCUGAACAAAGUGAAGAUCUUCUGAAAACGGGCACAGAUGAGGCAGAACAAAGUGAAGAUCUUUUGAAAACGGGCACAGAUGAGGCAGAACAAAGUGAAGAUCUUCUGAAAACUGGCACAAAUGAGGGACAACAAAGUGCAGAUCUUCCUAAAACGGGCACGGAUGAGUCAGAGAACCCUUCUGAGCAAUCAAAUCUGAAAAAGAUGUUUCCAUGCAAAACAUGUGGCAAAGAGUUUGUUAUGGAGAAGAGGCUAAAGAAGCACUCAAGGAAACAUAUAGGACAUAAGUUGCAGAAUGAAAAGAAAAGAAAAAGAGCGCAAGCUCUAAUGGAAACGGAGCUUGAGGAACAAGAAACAAGGAGAUCGGAGGGAAAAGAGAGGCUUGAUGAUAAGAUGUCAAGUAAUCACAACCCAAAUACUGCGCAGAUGCCUCAAGGAUCCCCCAAAAAAGAGGCAUUACAAAAAACCAAAUCCAGAGGUCAAGGGCCACUACCCUGCCCAUUUUGUGGCAAAGUUUUUGCUUGGGAAAUGCGGCUAUUAAUGCAUAUGCAGAUUCAUUGUGGUGAGAAACCUUAUGCCUAUCGGCAGCGCAAGAGACGUUUUUAUGGUGACCUGAAAAGGGGCCAGCUCCCGAAAAUCCAUAGUCAGGAGGGUCCUGCAUGCCAAACCAAUUCCACUGAUGACAACUCUAGCGAAUUCAAGAUACAUCACUGCUUUUACUGCAAUCAGCCACAUAAUAGAAUGAUGGAUCAUCUUCAGUCAGUUCAUCCUAAUGAACCAGAGGUGGCAAAAGCCCUUACCUUUGACAAGAGCUCACAAGAAAGGGAACAACUUUUGAACCUUCUACAAACUAGGGGAAAUGUUCUACACAACACAAAUGUGGUUCAAAGUAGUAAACAAGAUUUAAAACCAUUUGGCAAGGACAAAUCUGCUCAAAAUGCUGAAUAUAGCUGUGGUGAAAUGCUUCCUAUUGCUGGGCCCAUUCCUCCAGCUCCUACACUUAUUUCCCCCUCUAGUUCAGAGGAGAUUGAUGCCAAAAUAGAACCAUCAGGUUUUCAUUGCCUAAAUACCAUCUAUGAAACAGAUUUUGAAAACGAGCAAGGAAGUUCUUCCAAUCCAGACCUCAGCUGCAAUGAAGAGCAACCAGACAUCUCAAGUCCAAAUGAUGAGGUUAGAAAUGGUAGAAAGGCAGAGGGUGCCUUUUUACAAUUCAGGCAUUCUCCUGAAAAUGAAGUAGGUUACGAAUUGAAGUCUGAUAAUUCUCCCAAUCCUAGCACGGCUCAAGAACCAACAGACUGUAUGAACGAAGGAGUAAGUCUGCCAAAGUGUGAUGUUGAUCAAGAAAGGGCAAUGACACCAACAUCAGACACCAGUCCUCAUCCAGAAUAUGAUGUUCUCAGAAAUCCAUAUGAUGAUUUCAGUCCACCUGAAAAUGCCCAAACUCUGUCUUAUGACACACAAAAGAGUAGCGUGAAAGCCCAAACUUGUGAAACAGGGAAGAAGAGGUGCUCACGUGUCGAUAAUCAGCCACUGAUCAAGGAUGAUGACUUGGUGGGUGAAGGAGAGAUGUCCAACUCAGAACUACAUGUCUGCCAGCACUGCAAGGCAACUUUCGGCAGUCCAUACAUGCUGCACAGACAUGAACACACUCACACAGGGGACACACCAUCUAGUGCAGACCAGGAAAAACUGAAAAGGGCAAAGAGAUUAAUUCAAGAUGUAGAAACUUCAAUGAUGGAUGAAGCUAGUAUAGAGCCAUCAACAAAGAGUCCUGAGGAUUUACCAAAUGCUGUUACAGAUGACACAGGGGAAAAGUUGCAGCCAUAAAGCAAGGUAAAGUUACUGCUGGUCAUGCAACCCUAAAAAGCAUCAAAAGACACAAUAAGAAUUUCUUAUCCAUACUUUUAAAGCUUGUAACUUUUUUGGACUGAAUAUCCUUUUGUUUUAGACACAGAGGUGAGAGAGAUCCAAUUUGAAGAAACAGGACAGCAAAAUCAAAGACUUUGAAAAGGAUUGCGAGAAGACAUUACAUCUCACAUUUGUUUUUUAAAUAUGUUUUAUAAUAUUGUCUCAGUCUAAUGGGUUUAAUACUUUUACAGAAUGAUUAAUUUCAGCCUGCUGUACUGUACAGAUCAUAGCAUAUGUUUUUUUUAAAUUCUUAUUAACUCCAGACUGAGAAUAAAAAACUUUAGAG